AUGUCUUUGGCUGGCACUAUUAAUGUUGGAAAAUACAACAAUAAAAGCGAAUUACAAUACAAUCAUGACGUUCAAGAAUUUGAAAAUCUGCCUUUUAAAAUUAAAAUUGAAUCUAUCGAUAGGAAAGACAAUUAUACGAGAUUAUUUUUUUUAAACAAUCAAGGUAAAGAAGACAAUAUCCCAGAAG
Molecule: messenger RNA, 187 nt
Organism: Racocetra persica
Lineage: Eukaryota; Fungi; Glomeromycota; Glomeromycetes; Diversisporales; Gigasporaceae
Source: the annotation of a GenBank genome assembly